GCUACAUGUGCAGAAAAACACAGUUUCUCUGUCUGUUUUUCAUUUAGGUUUUUAAUUUUAUUUUCACUUUCCUCAUCUAAAUUUUCCCGAGAAAAUCUCAAUUUUCAAUGGCGAGAAAAUCCUCAUCGGCGAACGAGGAGCUUCUACCGGACGAACUUCGGUGCGGGAGAACCGACGGGAAGCAAUGGCGGUGCAAGAGGAGAGUGAUGGAUAAUCUGAAACUGUGUGAGAUUCAUUAUCUUCAAGGGAAGCAUCGUCAAUAUAGAGAAAAGGUACCAGAGUCUUUGAAGCUUCAGAGAAAGCGUAAGAACAAGGAAGAAGAACAAGAACAAGAAACUGUUGUUGGUGUUGACAAUGUGGAAGAAACAGUUAGGGUAGAAAAGGAGUUCAAAAUGGAGCUGAGAAAAACUAAGAAGAAGAAAGUGAAGCUUGCAGAGAGUUCUGAAUCGUUGACAGAUUCACCUUCUGGUUCUGUUCCUGCGAGGAAGAAGACAUUGAAGCAAUGUGAUACACAAUUGGAUCUUAUAAGAAUGGUUUUGGAGAGAGAAGUUGAGAAGAGGAAAAGAAACAAUACCAAUAAGAAGAAGAAUAAGAAAAAGAAGAUGAAGAAAAAGGUGAUUAAAGAAGAAGUGGAAUUGCAUGAUUUUAAAGAAGGUGAGUUGAGGAGAGAAUUACCAAAUGGAGUAAUGGAGAUAUCACCGGCUUCGACGCCGGGUGAUUAUAAAAAUGUGGGGACUCAUUGUGAUGUGAAAGUUGGUGAUCAUAAGAUUGUAGCUGUAACGCCGCAUUACUUCCGGUCGAAGAAUAUUGAUAGGGUUGCUCUUGGAAAGUUGCAGGUUGUGCCUUAUGGACCAAGCUUGAAGAAGGGGAACACUAAGAGGAAGUGUCACUCGUGUCAGAGAAGUGAUUCUUUGAAUCUUGUCCAGUGUUCGAGCUGUAACAAGGAGUUUUUCUGCUUUGAUUGCAUAAGAGAUCGGUAUCUUGACACUAGAAAAGAAGUUAAGAAGGCGUGCCCAGUUUGUCAACGAACUUGCACUUGUAAGGUCUGCUUGGCAGGUCAAAAUAACGACAGUGAAAGUAAGGACAGUGAAAGUAAGGCCAAUUUGUCUAGCAAAAGUAGAGUUGAUAGAAUACUCCAUUUUCAUUAUUUGAUCUGCAUGCUCCUUCCGGUACUAAAGCGAAUAAGUGAAAACCGAGAAACUGAGCUAGAAACAGAAGCAAAAAUUAAAGGGAAAAGUAUUUCUGAUAUUCAAAUCAAGCAGGUUGAAUUUGGUUACAGUGAAAAUAUUUACUGCAAUCACUGCAAAACACCUGUCUUGGAUCUCCAUAGAACCUGUGAUAGUUGUUCAUAUAGCCUAUGCUUAAGAUGCUGUGAGAAACUAUGUCAAAGAACUUCUGGAGAAAUUAACUCAUCUUUCUUGAAGCUACGUGAUCAAAUGAAAGUUUGUGUGGACAGUGAGCACCGUAUUUUGGAUCAGAAGGACAUUUGUUGUGGCAAUUUAACUGCAACUUCAACAUUGCCCCAGAGGACAAAUUGUAAUGAUAUUGAAAAAGCAUCAUGCCAUCCUACGGAGGUUGGUGGAUGUGGCACAGGCCUAUUUGAUUUAACUGCUUCAACAUUGCCCGAGAGGACAAAUUGUAAUGAUAUUGAAAAAGCAUCAUGCCGUCCUACGGAGGUUGGUGGAUGUGGCACAGGCCUAUUUGAUUUAACUGCUACUUCAACAUUGCCCGAGAGGACAAAUUGUAAUGAUAGCGAAAAAGUAUCAUGCCCUCCUACAGAGCUUGGUGGACGAGAUACAGGUCUGCUUGAUUUAACUACUUGUUCAACGUUGCCUGAUAUGACAAAUUGUAAUGAUAGCAAAAAAGUAUCAUGCCCUCCUACGGAGCUUGGUGGACGAGAUACAGGUCUGCUUGAUUUAACUACUACUUCAAUGUUGCCCGAGAUGACAAAUUGUAAUGAUAGCAAAAAAGUAUCAUGCCCUCCUACGGAGCUUGAUGGACGAGAUACAGGUCUGCUUGAUUUAACUGCUACUUCAACAUUGCCCGAGAUGACAAAUUGUAAUGAUAUUGAAAAAGUAUCAUGCCCUCCUACGGAGCUUGGUGGACGAGAUACAGACCUGCUUGAUUUAACUGCUACUUCAACAUUGCCCGAGAUGACAAAUUGUAAUGAUAUCAAAAAGGUAUCAUGCCCUCCUCUGGAGCUUGGUGGAAGAGAUACAGACAUGCUUGAUUUAACUGCUACUUCAACGUCGCCCGAGAGGACAAAUUGUAAUGAUAUUGAAAAAGUAUCAUGCCCUCCUACGGAGCUUGGUGGAUGUGGUACAGGCCUUCUUGAUUUAUUAUGCAUUUUUCCCUCGACUUUACUCAGAAAGAUGGAAGUAAAAGCAGAAGAAAUUGUUUGUAGCUAUGACUUUCCUGAAACUUCGGAUAAAAGUUCAAGCUGCUCACUGUGUUUUGACACCGACCUCAAUACUGAUCGAUAUAAUCAGUUGCAGAAAGCAGCUGAGAGAGGAGAUUCAUCAGAUAAUUGCUUGUUUUGUCCUACAGUUUUGGACAUCAGUGGUGAUAACUUUGAGCACUUUCAGAAACAUUGGGGAAAAGGCCAGCCUAUAGUGGUCCAAGAUGUGCUCCAAAGUACAUCAAACCUCAGUUGGAAUCCACUGUUCAUGUUCUGUACUUAUCUUGAGCAGAGCAUUACAAAGUAUGAGAAUAAUAAAGAGUUACUUGAAUCCUGUUUGGAUUGGUGUGAGGUGGAAAUAAACAUUAGGCAGUAUUUUACCGGGUCUCUCAAAUGUCGUCCUCAGAGAAACACUUGGCAUGAGAUGCUGAAACUGAAUGGAUGGCUGUCUUCACAAGUAUUCAAAGAGCAGUUUCCAGCUCAUUUUUCUGAAGUAAUUGACGCUCUACCAGUUCAAGAAUACAUGAAUCCUGUGUCUGGUCUUCUGAAUUUAGCUGCAAAUUUGCCAGACAGGAGUCCGAAACAUGACAUUGGGCCAUAUGUCUAUAUUUCGUAUGGAUGUGCUGACACAGAAGCUGAUUCUGUGACAAAACUCUGUUGUGACUCAUAUGAUGUGGUUAAUAUUAUGACACAUUCUGCGGAUGUCCCUCUCUCUACAGAACAACUUACAAAAAUAAGGAAAUUGUUGAAGAAGCACAAAGCUCUGUGUCAAGUGGAGUCUGUUGAGCUGUUACCUGAACGGGAAGUGAAAGGGAUGGCAUUAUCACAUGCUGAAGAAACGGUACAAAAAGGUUUGCCGAGUAUGGGGAAAGAAGGAAUCGAGUUUUUCAGGAGAGUCGAUAGAACAUCCUGCAUCUCCUCAACUGGAGCUAAAAUAGCUUCUACUCAGAGCAUAUACAACAACAUUUCCCAGGACGGAGAACACAAUAUCGUUUCUGAUUCUGAACCCUCUCUUCAUGGGACUGUUCCUACCACCAAUUUGUCACCUAGAAGUCCCGCUGAAAGCUCUAGCUGUUAUAAGAAAAAGUUCACUGAGCAUUCAGGUGCCCAGUGGGAUGUCUUUCGAAGACAAGAUGUACCAAAGCUCGUAGAAUACAUUAAAAGACACUGCGAUGAACUUACUAACACUCAUGACUCUCACAAGAAGAUGGUUCAUCCAAUUCUAGAUCAGAGCAUUUUUCUUGACCAUAUUCACAAAAUGAGACUGAAGGAGGAGUUUAAGAUUGAACCAUGGACUUUCCAGCAACAUGUUGGAGAAGCUGUCAUCAUUCCUGCUGGUUGUCCGUACCAGAUAAGGAAUUCUAAGUGUUGUGUCCAUGCGGUAUUGGAGUUUGUGUCCCCUGAAAAUGUUGCCGAGUGUAUCCAGUUGAUUGACGAGGUCAGACGGUUACCUGAAGACCAUAAAGCAAAAGUAGACAAGCUUGAGGUGAAGAAAAUGGCGCUACAUAGCAUGAGUGCAGCAAUUGACGAAAUACGCCAGCUUACAUGCAAAACAUGAUUGUACCAGUAAAACUAAACAUGCAUGCCUCUAAGACUGAAGUCUUCAUGUCUCAACCUUCUUACCUUAUCUCCCACUUUGUUGUAUACUAAUGCUCAAACUCAUUAAGAUCUGGAAGGUACUUAUAAAUGGAUUAAUCUCGGUCUCUAUCCUUUUUUGUACUGUAUGAUGUUUAUGCCUUCCCUGAAUCUGAAAUAAAUAUAUUUGGUACGUAUAUAUCUUUCUUCAGUUGUUUACUUGAAGAAAAAUUUGAUAAUAUAAAGAGUGAGAGCAGAAUGCAAUUUGAUUAUCUUUGCACUAGUUCUAAAUGCAAGAGAUUAGAGUGAAGCUGUAUCAUGAAUAUAGUCUCUAAAAAAUUCAUUUGCUGUCAGUUUUAUAGAGCUCAUAAUUGUUUUA
Messenger RNA from Medicago truncatula (barrel medic), 4352 nucleotides. Its product is annotated as lysine-specific demethylase JMJ25. The transcript is spliced from 12 exons. Gene Ontology annotation, molecular function: chromatin DNA binding; histone H3K9 demethylase activity; transcription coregulator activity. The record is from RefSeq and is a predicted model, not a curated record. Gene Ontology annotation, cellular component: histone deacetylase complex; chromatin. Gene Ontology annotation, biological process: regulation of transcription by RNA polymerase II. Bases 108 to 3956 code for a protein of 1282 amino acids. Lineage: Eukaryota; Viridiplantae; Streptophyta; Magnoliopsida; Fabales; Fabaceae.